AUGGCAACAAUUCGCUGCAAUGAUAAUUGGGUUCACUUCAAUUCCCAUGAGAAUCAAUGUUUCGAAGAUGAAGAAGAAACUUUAUCUCUUUGCGAUCUUCCCACAAACGAUCAAGAAAUCGAGAAAAUUUCAAAGAAAGAAGAAGAAGAUAAUAAUACUACAGAAGACUUCGAAUUCGGAUUCUGUUACGGUGGCGCCGCCUGUACUUCACCGGAAAACAUGUGCACCGCCGAGGAUGUCUUCUUCGAAGGUCAGCUUCUACCGUUGCGCCACUCAGUUAGCUCCGACACCGACGGAAUUACCCGGAAAAUUAACCGGUCGGCAUCCAUGCGAGUUGUGAGUAGUAGAAUUAUCAACAGAAAUGACCCGAUAAUGAUUCGAUCAAACGGGUAUAAACACAGGAUCCGAAACCAGUUCCAUUCACACCCGAGUCCAUCGCCACAGAUCCGAACCCAAAGUUUCCGGACCCUUUCACAUUCUAACCAGAAAACUUCAUCGUUAUGGAGCUUUUUACAGGUGGGGUUGUUGAAACCACAAGAAAUCGGGUUAUUGGAUCUAAAAAACCGGAGCAAGAGAUUCGGAAGCCAUAACAGCAACAGUAGCAGCACUAGCAGUAGUAUGAACAGCACCAUCGACCAAAAUCAGAAUCAAAAUCAAAACCAGAUACAUCGGAAGAACACGAAGAAAAAACAGAGAUUGUUUUUUAGUGGGUGUAAAUGCUCUGCAGAUUCAAUCGAAAGUACAGUAAAAGAAACAAAUCCGAAGAAGAUGACGACAAAAGAAGAAAAGAUUAUCGCGUUACAGAAUUCGAAAGUGUCGGAAGAAAGAACGAUCACCGGAGAAGGGAAACGAGCGGCGUCACGUCAUCGGACGUUUGAAUGGUUAAAGCAGCUUUCGAUUGCUGCUCCAACUGCAGGUUGA
Lactuca sativa (garden lettuce) is the source of this 921-nucleotide messenger RNA. The record is from RefSeq and is a predicted model, not a curated record. Lineage: Eukaryota; Viridiplantae; Streptophyta; Magnoliopsida; Asterales; Asteraceae.